GCGCGGUGAAGCUGCUCGAAGCCGCGCGGCUCCAAUGACAGCGAGGAAAAAGAAGAACAACUGCUACGUGAACAGUAAGAAGAGUUCUUUUACAGUGAGUCAAAUUAGCAACACACGCAUCGCGUCAAGAAGCAGUCCUGCUUUUUCGGUGAAAAUUAAUACAUUUUGCAUCUAAAAAGUGCUGCAAAUCGUCCAUUGACGAUGUCUUCAGGUGAUCAACAAGCGCAGGCCACUACCGGGCAACCGCAUCUGCAAAAACAAGACCUUUCGCAGCUGGACAUCACUAAGCUGACUCCGCUUUCGCCUGAGGUUAUCUCGCGUCAAGCAACCAUCAAUAUCGGCACGAUCGGUCAUGUAGCACACGGAAAGUCCACCGUGGUGAAGGCCAUCUCCGGGGUGCAGACCGUUCGCUUCAAGAAUGAGCUGGAGCGCAACAUCACCAUCAAGCUGGAGCCGCUUUCGGACGAUUUGAUCAAUCGAUUAACGACCAGUCCGGCCGAGCUGGCCACGUAUAUUAAAAUGACCCACGAACGGUACAAAAUUGAAACCCCCCCGGCAGCGGCUGGGCAGAAGCGUCCUCGCCGCUGGUCCGUUUCGAGUCCACCAGAAGUCGAUGGGAAUCGUUUGAAGCAGGCCAAAAUAUCCAGCUACUUUGGCGGGGGCGGAGGUGCCACUAUAAGCCCUACCGAUGGUAAACUCAAACAACGCAACAUCGAGUUCUAUUUUGGUCGUGCCAUUAAUGGCAAUAAUCAAUCAACGGAUCGGAAUGGUUUUUAUCAUGAUGUAAAGAAGCACGAAACGGAGCAUGACGUCGACGAUACAGAUUCAGUGAUUAGCACAGAAUCACGCCGCAGAUCGCGAAGGAGUCAUACACCGAGAAUUUCCGACAGACGUCAAUCUGUUGCCAGUAUUGGUUCAUCGUCACGAAUGUCUCGACGCGCCGAUUCGGUUGUAUCCGUGUUGAGCGAUACGAGCACUGGUUCACCUUCUGCGAGAACUAACGGUAACCGUGAUGGAGCAGAAACCCCAGUAUCGACUGGAGAAAACAAGAAGCCUAAAUCAGUCAACAAAAACCCGAAAGCAAAUAAAGCUGGGGAGUACGCGGUGGAACAAAUACUUGACAUUCAAGAGAUAUCCAACGCUCCUUAUUUCGAGAUCAAGUGGCGUGGAUAUAGUGCCAAGAGUAACACUUGGGAACCGUUGAAUAAUAUUCGAACCUGCGAUUUUAUUCAUGAAUUUCUCCAAUAUCAAAUAGAAGCACAUCAGGACACGAUUGAUGAAAUUAUGGACGAGUUUCGUAAAACAGAAGGGUAUCAGGAGAAGCUGGAGGUACAGGAAGCUAAAACUCCUGCGGAAAUUUUUAGGGAAUAUGAAACAUUCGAUUCACUGGCUUUCGAUAGUGACCUUGUACUAUACGCGAAGAUCCGGUUGAGUGGUUCGAAAAAUAAGCGUGUUUACGACCGACUCUCUGCAAAUUUUUGGCCGGAAAUGUCAUAUCGAAAACGUCAUCAGCAGUUGCUUAAGAUAAAAACAUUUGAAAAUAUGAUAAACGAGUUUGAGCCGAGUAGUAAAAUUGUUGUUGAAAACUUUGAAGACCUCGAUGUACCAGCAGAGAAUUUCAAGUACAUCAAAGAAAACCUAGCCGGAGAGGGAGUUGUGAUUCCGGACGACCCGCCGUACGGAUGCGAAUGUGAGCAGUGUACGUACCGUAGCGAGUGUUGCGGUAAAAUGGCUGGGUCUCGAUUCUCAUACAAUUACAAAAAACGUCUGAAUGUUGCUCCGGGAACACCAAUUUAUGAGUGUAACAAACGAUGCCGUUGCAGCGCGGAUUGCUCGAACCGUGUCAUGCAGAAUGGACGCAAGUUUAACGUAUCACUCUUCAAGACUUCCAAUGGUCGCGGCUGGGGCGUCAAAACCAACCAAACUAUAUACGAAGGCUGGUACAUUACCGAAUAUGUCGGUGAAGUGAUCACUUACGAGGAGGCAGAGAAGCGUGGUCGUCAAUACGAUGCCGUAGGCCGUACAUAUCUGUUCGAUCUUGACUUCAACGGCAGCGACAAUCCGUACACGAUCGAUGCCGCUUGCUAUGGCAAUAUUGCUCGCUUCAUCAAUCACUCCUGCGACCCCAACUGUGGAAUUUGGUCGGUUUGGGUCAACUGUCUAGAUCCGAACUUACCGAGGCUGGCCUUUUUCGCAAAACGAAAAAUCGAAGCCGGUGAGGAAUUGACGAUCAACUAUCAGACUCAGAUUAACGAAAGCCGUGCAUUGGACGUAAACCAGGAGGACGCGGAAAAGGGUGAUGAUGGACCGGGCAGGGGAAAGCCGGAUCCGGAAAAUCUGACCGAAUGCCGAUGUGGAGCGGCCAACUGUAUGAAGUAUGUGUUCUGAUUGUUUUACUAGUAGAAAAUGGAAUCGUUUUAUUUUUCCACAAAUGUUCGCCUUGCAUCUGUUAGGUAAUUUCAAUAGCGAGUAAGACAUGCAUAACUAUUGUAUUUUUACAAUUUUGAAAUACGUUUAAUCGAGCUUGAAAAUAUAGCCAGUAUAAACUGUCGAA
This is a messenger RNA of Wyeomyia smithii (pitcher-plant mosquito), 2554 nucleotides long. RefSeq names its product eukaryotic translation initiation factor 2 subunit 3-like. Gene Ontology annotation, biological process: positive regulation of translational fidelity; formation of translation preinitiation complex. Lineage: Eukaryota; Metazoa; Arthropoda; Insecta; Diptera; Culicidae. The transcript is spliced from 3 exons. Gene Ontology annotation, molecular function: GTPase activity; tRNA binding; histone H3K9 methyltransferase activity. The record is from RefSeq and is a predicted model, not a curated record. Gene Ontology annotation, cellular component: cytosol; nucleus; eukaryotic translation initiation factor 2 complex. Bases 202 to 2388 code for a protein of 728 amino acids.